AUGCUAAAGAAUGGUCAGAGCAUCCUGAUUUGUGACCUUCUGCCCCCCAAUUACCGCAAAGCUCAGCUGACUGAAUGGCAGUCUUCUCUCAACUCCCUAAAUAAGCACCUUGAUACCUACCACAUGGACUGCAUGAUGCGGAUCCGCCUGCAGUACGAGAAGACGUGGCAGGAGUGCCUGGCCCACGUGCAGAAGUGCAAGAAGCAGCUGCUGGACUGGAAAGCCUUCACCGAGGAGGAGGCAGAGAGCCUGGUGAGCCCGUACUUCUUCCAGACGGUGGGAGUGCUGCAGAGUGAGGUGGAGGAGAAGCUGGAGCUCUGGGAUAAAUCCUUUGAGGACCUGGCAAAGCAGACAGAAUGGCAGAGCUCGGGUCUCUUCAGCUACUUCCAGGAGGCCGUGCAGCUGUGGGAGGCACAUGAGAGCGUGCUGUCGGCGCAGGAUCUGGAGCUGGAGAAGAGGAUGGAGCAACAGCAGCACAAGCACAGCCUGGAGGAGCAGGCCCAGGAGGCCCACCUUGAUAAGCUCUUGGACCAACUGAGGCAGCAAAGCCACGAAGAAACACUGAAGAUUCACCUGGAAAAGGCCAAAGAUUUCCUGAAGAAUAUGAAAUACAGGUAUGAGUGUUUCCACAAGCUCCUGACAAAGGAGGUGAUGGAGUACCCCGUGAUCAUACUGAAAGAACUGAACUCCUAUAGCUCCACUCUCAGCCGACACUUCUACGUUCGCGAGAUCUUUGAACAGACCUUGGAUGGGGAAGUCAUUUUCAAACUCAGGGAACCAGAAGCACACGAAAAGCACUUCCAGGAGAGUAUGAGAAAAUGGAGAAGCAAGCAGAGGGCUAAAGUGGAAAUGAGCAAAAGUGAGGAAGGUGAAAGUAGCGGGACAAGUCCCUCCAGGCCAGCAGAAGAGACAGAAGAAGAUGACCAAGGAUUUGAGUCUUCCUUAACUGAAGAGAUGGCAGUGAGCCAGCAGGAACAGUCUGUACUGAGUGACAAGAUGGAUGAGUCCAGUGAGGAAUCUGUUCAGGAAUCAGAAAAAAUGCAAGUUGAAAGAGACAGCUCCUUAAAAUCAUCCCUGAACCAGGAAAAUGUGAUGGUUCAAGAAGAGGAGAUGGAGGAGGAGAAAAGGAAGGAGGAGGAAGAGAAGGCAAAGGUGGAGGAGAGGGAGAAGGAGAAGAGGAAGAAGAAAAAGAAGAAGAAGGAGGAGGAGAAAGAGGAGGAGGAGGAGGAAGAACAUGAGAGUUUAUUUAUGGAUGAGGCUGAAGCCCAGGAAGAGAAUCUGGGGAAGAUCUCCGAUGAGGACAUGGAGUCCUUCACAACCUCCAGCGGACACACUUAUUUUGUCUUCCUAACCCUGGAACAAAAAGAAGAGAGUUGCAAGAAGCCCCAUUCCAACCUUUCUACCAUUCUCAUCAAUGACAUUUCCAGUGCCAACUUCCUAGAACAAGUGAUCAUUCCAUCUAGACUAGUUUUACAAAUUAAGAAACAACUUCGAGCUGGCUUUUUCGACCACCUAGAGAAGUGGUUUGACCAAUGUGUCCUCAAAACCCGGGUCAUGGUGACCACCAAGAUCAAUGAGCUGGAAUCAGAAUUGGAGCUGCGUCAGCAUCUGCAUGAGCCAAGAGCCAAGCGCAUUGAAAAGGACAUCCAUAAUGUCAGGGCAGCUGAGCUCUUGCUUCAUCAAGAGCGGCUGGACAGCCACUGUGCUGGGGUGACUGAGACGCUAAGGAAGGAGAGGCUGAUGUUCUGCCAGUUCCAAGAAGAGCAAAACAUAAAGAGCAAAAACUUCCGCCGCAAGAUUUACGACAUGGAGCACAUCUUCUUGAAUGCCACAAAGAGCCAGAGGCUGGUUAGUCUCAGCAGCACGCUGCACCGGGAGCUGCUUAGCUAUGUUGAUGUCAUCCAGGUGUCCCUGCGCAGCUUCCGCCAGUACUUGGAGGAGAGCAUGGGCAAGCUUCGCUUAACCAACAUUGAGUUCAUCAAGCACUGCAGAUUGUUUUCUGAGGGAGGCAACUUUUCUUCUGAAGAAAUUGACUUAGUGUGUCAUCGACUGGAGAAGGAAGCUUCCCGAAUAGAGUUUGUUGAAAGUUUAAUCAUGAUCAACAUGGAGAAGAUGGAGAGUGAAUACCUGGACCAGGCCAAUGAUGUCAUCAACAAGUUUGAAAGCAAAUUCCAUAAUCUGGCUGUGGACCUUAUUUUCAUAGAGAAAAUCCAGCGGUUGCUGACAAAUCUACAAGUGAACAUCAAGUGUGAGGUAGGACAGAUUCAUUCUUCACCUGCAUGCUAG
Messenger RNA from Leptonychotes weddellii (Weddell seal), 2286 nucleotides. Lineage: Eukaryota; Metazoa; Chordata; Mammalia; Carnivora; Phocidae. The record is from RefSeq and is a predicted model, not a curated record.